Molecule: messenger RNA, 2721 nt
Organism: Nylanderia fulva
Lineage: Eukaryota; Metazoa; Arthropoda; Insecta; Hymenoptera; Formicidae
Product: phospholipase B1, membrane-associated
Biological process (GO): phospholipid metabolic process
Molecular function (GO): glycerophospholipase activity
Source: RefSeq, a predicted model, not a curated record
GUACCUCUUAUUUCGAUUCUUUUGAAAUAUAUAGCAUAAAUAUUAAUCAAUUUGUUAAUCAAUCAAUCAGUUAUUCAAUUUGGUAAUAAAAACAUUCAAGAAUAUAAUAAUAUAGUAAUAUCGCUCUACAGUAAUGAUAUUACCGAAAAGUGUUAUGUAUAUACCGAGAAAUUAUGCAUAUAUUAUAAAAAUUUUGACUUUUGACGUCUAUCGAUAUUUGACGUCUAAUAUAUGAUUGAAAUUUGUUUUCUUUGCCAUCUUAAUAAAGAUAAAUACGAUACCGAUAUACAAUUGAUAAAGAAGUUAUUUCGGUAUUCAAUCCUCGAUGUCAACAAAUUUAACAUGUUAAUUAAUGUAAUUUCAGAGAAGCUAUUCUAUAUAAAAGAGAAUUUGUCAAUAAAUAUUCAAACAAGUAUAAUGUGUUUACGUAUAUUAAUAAGGAAGAUGAUUUAUCGUAACAUCGGCUGUCUAAUGUCUCGUUGCUCACGUAGUAUAUGCUUUUAACUACUACCGCCUAGGAUUACGAAAGAAUGCAGGGGAAUCGUCAAUAUGUUCAAAGGUGGGGGUCACAUCGAUGGGUACGAGAACGUCUUUCUUCGACCCGCUUCAUUCAUGUUUUGUGGUGUCAUCCGGUAAUACCGUUGAAGAAAAUCGGCUUUCUUCGCAUAACCGAUACGCAAAUCGCGAAGUUUCUCGACGUUCUCGCGAAAUAACUAUAUAUAAUUUAUUAACAUUAUAAUUUUACGCGAGAGUUUGGUGUUUAGAUAAUUGUUUGAGAAUUUGUCCCAAAAACGAUAACGAUUUUUACGGCAAAAGAAAGGAGACUUUUUUCCCGUCACACAGUUUUUGCAGACUUGAAGGUGUUGUCAUGAAAAAUAUUCACGAAAUUUGGUAGAGCUAAUCUUAAAUAUGUAGAGGUUGAUUUACAUACAGUGAAAAAAAAACAUCUAAUUGUAAUGAAACAUUUCUAAAUUUUUAAUAACAAGCUUCUUGAUGUUUAAACAAUCCCUCAAUUGUAACGAUGCGGAACAGAUCACCGAAUAGCAAGGUAUCCGUCGUUAAACAAACGGGAAUCUGGCCAUGGCUUUAUUGAAAUGAUUCUCCCGCUUUAUGCAUGCGCAAAUAACGGCUCGUACAUACAUACGUCAAAGUUUGCAGUUCUCUCCAGUCGAAAACUCGAAAGACUUGUUGAAGACGUACGCUUCUUAAGAUUGAAGGCCACGAAUCGAUGGCGACCGGAAGUCUCGUUCGACCGAGUCGGAAGCCCAACAAGAUCUUUCAACAUGAAAUGAUUAGUUGAAGAAUAAAAAAGCUUGAAGAAAAUCAUAAAGAAAUUUCUUCAGUAAUCAAUUCUCGAAACGCUCGUUGAUAACUCUCGACAGAAGAGUCAUGAGAGUUCAAGUAAUUUACUUAUAUCUGGCCAUCGUUGGCUUUCAUCCGUGCAGUUGCGUGUCCUUUAUGGAUUUCUUGUACAGAAUAAUUCAAGCAGGCAAGAAAAAAAUCGAUGCAGAUGGAUUUCCGAGUUAUGUGAUACAGAGUGGCGUACGAAGGCAACCGAUAAUCCCUGACAACUUUUCGUUUCCUUGCACCGUGCGUUCUGGCAGGUCCUUGACGAUACCAGACAACGUUCAUCGAUUGAGACCGGGCGACAUCGAUGUGAUCGGUGGUCUUGGUGAUUCCUUAGUCGCCGGAAACGGCGCCAUGGAAGAGUUCGCUGUAGGAACCUUCAUCGAGGCACGUGGAGUCAGCUGGUGCGCCGGAGGUCAAGGUGAUUGGAGGCACUUCCUCACGCUUCCUAAUGUUUUGAAGUUAUUCAAUCCGAAAUUAACCGGAUACUCCACGGAUACGGGUGAGUUUCAUUCAACCACGGCGAAAUUGAACAUCGCCUUCCCAGUUGCUGCUACGGAGGAUGUGUUGCAGCAAGCGAGAAUCUUGGUGCAGAGGAUUAAGAACGAUCCGAAAAUAAAUGUAAAGAAACAUUGGAAGCUUAUAACGAUUCUCUUUGGAGCUAACGAUAUUUGUUCGGCACAAUGUUACGGUCCGGAACAGUUCUCGCCAAUGCGUUAUGCCCUGCAUUUACGAAGAGCGCUUGAUUUUUUAAGGAUUGCGCUUCCUCGAACGCUAGUCAAUCUGAUUCCACCCAUAGAUGUUACGGUCUCCAUUAGAGUAAAACAAAGUCUCUCGUGCAAAAUAUUGCAUCCCCUUUAUUGCGCUUGUAUGCAUGAGGGUAAUCAGCCGGAAAUUGACGCGUCGCACAUGUCACGGCUUUAUCAGCAAGCCAUCGAAACUUUAGUAUACUCAGGAAGAUACGAUAAAUUUCCGGAUUUCACGGUAGUAUUACAGCCAUUUACUAAAUUAUUCAAUGCACCUAAUGCAGAUCCUAUUCAUGCACCGCCGAUCGAUUCUACUCUGGUCACAUACGAUUGUUUCCACUUCAGUCAGAAAGGACAUGCGCUCGGUGCCAAUCUUUUGUGGAACAAUAUGUUGGAACCAGUCGGAAACAAGACGGACAGCGGAAUACCGAAGAUAUUGGAGAGAGUACUCUGUCCUACAGAGAAUGCACCCUAUUUCUUCACGAACGUUAAUUCGCGCUUUUUCCAACUGACCGGUAGACAAGAUGAAAUUACACCUAGAUAGCGUAAGUUUCGGCAGAUCGACCAUAAUUUACGAAAAUAUUUAUGCGAUGCAUAAUAAGAUGCCGAAAAAAUUAGAUAUAAAAAU